AUGAAGACAUUUAGCAGCCUAAAUUUUAUUGUUACUGCCCCUGUGAAACUUGACCUUAGCUUUGGAGCAGCACACUUUCUGGUGCUUGUUGCAGCUACAUUAGUUGUACUGUUCCGAAAUCCUGAAGUGAAGUUAUUGCCACAACUACAGCGUGACAGUUUUGUGACCGGGCGUUCACAGCCAAAUUUGUUUUGUCUCUAUAGAAAUGGAGCUUUACUGGGCUCUGUAACUCUGUGCCUGAUCAGACGUUUUCAGAUUUUGUUCAAUGUGUUGGGUGUGCUUGUGCGAAUUGUGGCUACAUCGUGCAAACCUUUGCAGCAAGACAACGUGGAAAUAUUUGUGACUGCAAAUACCCCUGAUAACAAGCCAAACCCCAACCAGAUCAAUGUAAAUAAUGUCAAACCAGGAGUGGUAAAUGGUACUGGAGUACAGGCACAGAACACGGGAGCAGGACGGGCCUGUGAAAGCUGUUAUACCACACAGUCUUACCAGUGGUAUUCUUGGGGUCCCCCUAACAUGCAGUGUCGCCUCUGUGCAUCCUGUUGGACGUACUGGAAGAAAUACGGUGGCUUGAAAAUGCCAACACGGUUAGAUGGGGAGAGACCAGGACCAAACCGCAAUAAUUUGAGUCCUCAUGGUGUGCCAGUACGAAACAGCGGGAGUCCCAAGUUUGCUAUGAAGACACGACAAGCUUUCUAUCUCCAUACAACAAAACUGACAAGAAUUGCCAGACGAUUAUGUCGAGAUAUCUUGCGCCCUUGGCAUGCUGCAAGACAUCCCUAUCUGCCUAUUAACAGCGCAGCAAUCAAAGCAGAAUGCACAGCACGUUUACCUGAGGCAUCAGAAAACCCAUUGCUAUUAAAGCAAGUGGUUCGAAAGCCUUUAGAAGCAGUACUCCGGUAUUUAG
Messenger RNA from Balearica regulorum gibbericeps (East African grey crowned-crane), 907 nucleotides. NCBI's taxonomy places the organism in Eukaryota, Metazoa, Chordata, Aves, Gruiformes, Gruidae. The record is from RefSeq and is a predicted model, not a curated record.